Molecule: messenger RNA, 1979 nt
Organism: Arabidopsis thaliana (thale cress)
Lineage: Eukaryota; Viridiplantae; Streptophyta; Magnoliopsida; Brassicales; Brassicaceae
Product: C2H2-like zinc finger protein
Exons: 2
Coding region: 332-1699 (455 amino acids)
Source: RefSeq, marked reviewed
UCAUUUCUCUACUAUUCUCUUAUGAAAAAUGUCAAUAAAAAAUUUGCACACUGUAUAAUGUAAUAAUCUGAGUAUCAAAAAAUUUUUAUUUUAUAUCUUUCAUUCGCAACCCCAAAAAGAAAGUAAAUCUGCUAACUUUAGAUAUUGAGGAAAUUUCAAAGUCAGUUUUAUUUGUUUCCUGUUUUUGUGUUCUCUUUGCCUUGAUGGUAGGAUCUGUAGUUAACAAGACUAGUGUUACAUCUCCAAACUCUGAUCGCUGGAAAAGUAUCAAGCUUUCUGCUUGAUUCUCUUUCUUAGCAUCUGUCAAGCUUUCUUUGAAGAUAAAUUUGAGAUGGAGCAGUUCAAAGAGAGGAAGUUUGUUUGUAAGUUCUGUAGCAAGAGGUUUCCUUGUGGGAAAUCACUUGGAGGUCACAUCAGAACUCACAUGAAUGAGAAUUCAGCUGAUUCAGAUGAAGAUGAGGCUGAUAAGCUCAAGAUGAUUGAUGAAAAUGGUGGUCAAUCUAGUUAUGGUCUGAGAGAGAAUCCUAAAAAGAACAAGAGGUUUGUGGAUCACAGACAGAUUAUGGCUCUGAAACAGCAGCAGCAGCAGCAACAACUUCAAGAGCUGCGUCGUUGCAGAGAAUGUGGUAAAGGUUUUGUUUCUUCUAAAGCUCUUUGUGGUCACAUGGCUUGUCACUCUGAGAGAGAGAAGAUUGUUAUGGAUAGUCAAUCUGAUACUGAGGCUUCUUCCUCUCCUAUCAGAAGAAGAUCCAAGAGAGUUGUUGUGAAACCUCACCACAAAGCUGCUUUUGUAGUUGGUGGUAAUGGUAUUAUGAAUCAAUCUAUUUCAGCUUCUUCUGAUGCUUCUGAGAUUGAGCCUGAACAGGAGGAAAUGGCAAGGUCUUUGAUGAUGCUUUCGAGGGAUUCUAGUUUUAAGAAAGGACAUAACUCUUUGGCUGAGUCAUCUGACAACAACUCUGUGAUUCUUGAGACUAAGUCAUCUUCAGGUGAGCAGGUUAAGAUGUUCAAUGUGAAGAAUGUUGAAGAGUUAUGUAAGAAGAACAAACUUGUAGUUGAUAACCAGAUGAGGUCUGGUGAAGAAAAUGGUGAUGUUCAUUAUGAUUCAGAUAAUUCUGACUCUGGCUACUUCAGGAAUGGACCAAAGAAGUUGGACUCAGAUGUUUCUGUUGAUGGGUUCUUUAGGAACAAAACAAUAAUGGGAUCUGGAUCCGGAUUCAACAGCUCCCCAACAAAACAAGAUAGGGACAUGAACAGAUUCAGGAAGGAAUGGUAUAAGGAAGGAGGGUCAGGGUCAGGAUCAGGAUCAGGUCGUUCUUCUACAAAGUAUGAUCUGAGGAAAAGCAAAAGAGGUUUUCCUUCUCAUGGUCGUAAGAAAAUCAAGUAUGAGUUCACUGAAUCUGUCUAUGACAGUGGUGAGCAUAGCUUGGAAACUGACUCUUGUGCGGACACAAACAGAACUAUCAAGAUUCAUAGUAAGUCUCCAAUGGUUAAGAAAGCAAACGGUGCAAAGAAGAAAAGCAAAGGUCACGAGUGUCCGAUUUGCUUCAGGGUGUUCAAAUCAGGACAAGCUUUAGGAGGUCACAAGAGAUCACAUUUCAUUGGGAAUCAAGAACACAGGACUUUGGUGAUUCAACAUCAAGUAGCUCAUGAGAUGCAUACACUCAUCGAUCUCAAUCUUCCUGCUCCUAUUGAUGAAUGAUCUUACUAAAACCGAAACCGCGGUUUUCUUCUCUUUAUUGUUUCCUUUCUGUUUAUUGAUUCUUUUGCUUCAGAUUCAAGAAUGCUUUUGGUUUGCAAGGCAAAUCAAAGUCAUCUUUUAUUUGUUCAUAAUCAUAUAAAAGCUUGGUGCUUUUGUGGCAGAGUUCAAUGAUACUUCAACUGGAAAUAGAAUAGUAAAACAAUUAUGAGAAAGCAAAAGGACCCCAUGUCACCUCUAAGAAGAAACUCUUGUCAAAAGUGUUCUUCUCUAUUUUGGUCAA